This is a messenger RNA of Amyelois transitella, 1088 nucleotides long. It is a transcript of the gene sta, whose product is annotated as small ribosomal subunit protein uS2. The transcript is spliced from 7 exons. Lineage: Eukaryota; Metazoa; Arthropoda; Insecta; Lepidoptera; Pyralidae. Gene Ontology annotation, biological process: ribosomal small subunit assembly; cytoplasmic translation. The coding region runs from base 150 to 1055 and encodes 301 amino acids. Gene Ontology annotation, molecular function: structural constituent of ribosome. Gene Ontology annotation, cellular component: ribosome; cytosolic small ribosomal subunit; 90S preribosome. The record is from RefSeq and is a predicted model, not a curated record.
GGUUAGUGCUUUCCUAUUUCUUUCUAUUUAUGAGACAAUUGUAAAUUUUUUGUAUCUUGGAUUUGACAGUGACAUUGACAGUUCUUUUGAGUCCAUUUCUCUCCCAGUGGCAUUACACGCGUUUAGUCGUAACUCUAAUAAACGCAACGAUGUCGGGAGGACUAGAUAUAUUGGCCCUCAAUGAGGAGGAUGUUACCAAAAUGCUAGCAGCAACAACUCACUUGGGUUCCGAGAAUGUCCAUUUCCAGAUGGAAACCUAUGUUUACAAGCGUCGCGCGGAUGGCACCCACGUGAUUAAUUUGCGCCGCACUUGGGAGAAGCUCGUAUUAGCAGCCCGUGCUGUGGUGGCCAUUGAGAACCCUGCUGAUGUCUUCGUCAUCUCGUCUCGUCCCUUCGGCCAGCGUGCUGUUCUUAAGUUUGCUGCCCAUACUGGCGCCACACCCAUUGCUGGACGUUUCACACCUGGCGCGUUCACUAAUCAGAUCCAAGCUGCUUUCCGUGAGCCCCGGCUUUUGAUUGUGUUGGAUCCAGCUCAAGACCACCAGCCUAUCACUGAGGCCUCCUAUGUCAACAUUCCAGUCAUUGCUUUCUGCAAUACUGAUUCUCCACUUCGAUUUGUUGACAUUGCUAUUCCUUGCAACACAAAGUCCUCACACUCCAUUGGUUUGAUGUGGUGGCUUUUGGCUCGUGAGGUCCUCAGGCUGCGUGGUACCCUGCCCCGUGACCAACGUUGGGACGUCGUGGUUGAUCUGUUCUUCUACCGUGAUCCUGAAGAGAGUGAGAAGGAGGAACAACAAGCCAAGGAACAGGCUGUGGUUGCCGCCAAGCCCGAAGUGCCGGCGGCGGUGCACGAGGAGUGGUCGGAGCCCGUGGAGCCGGUCACGUCGUGGGCGGAGGACGCCGCGCCCGCGGCCCCUGCGCCGGCCUUUGGAGCCCCGCCCGCACAGGAGGAUUGGGCUGCUCAGGUACAAGACGAGUGGAGCACCGCAGCGCCGGCCGCACCUGCAGCGGCGCCAUCUUGGGGAGGCUCCGCCAACGAUUGGAGCGCGAGCUAAAUAUAACCUUUGGUUAAUAUACUAUAAAAAAUA